GCGCUACUUACUAGCCAUUUUGUCACAACAUUAACCUAUUGUUGUGAUGUGUCUAUCUCGAAUGAGUUAUGUCUAUUUCAAUUUAAAUACACAAGCACUCAUAUUGAAACGUUCUACGAAUAAACAAAAGUGUGAACACAGAAUACGAGGUGAUCUGCAGUGUGAAAAUUGAAUAAACGACGCUACAAACGUCAAAUUUAUCGAAUAUUCGUUAUGCUCUCCUUUCCUUACCGCCGGAUGUUGACAUGAAUCAGUGAUGGCUCUCGAAUUUUGUGUCUUUCCAACUUUGUCGCAUACUAUCAGGUGUUGAAAUCGACGAAAUAGCAUUUUAUGGACUGAAAUGUGAUGUGUAAAGUGCAAUUUGACGAAUGAAUCCUUUUGGGUGACUUUAUAACAGUGCAGAAUGUUGGUAGUUACUGUUCGGUACAGUCAAAAUGGCCGUCGGAUUUCGAUGUUGUGUUCCGUGACGACAAAAUUCAAUGAUUAUUGUUGCUGACUAGGAUAUUCACAAGAAAAAAGAGAGCAACAUGUCUGAUCCAGAGGAAGUAUCACAAGAGGUGUGGAAUAGAUGGAUCCUGGAUGCUAUUGCUAAGAUACGUUCUCAAAAGCAACGUCCCUCUGUGGAACGAAUAUGUCACGCUAUAAGGCAGCACCACAACUACCACGAAGAUGUGAUCGGAGAGCAUCUGGAGAUUGCAGUCAGAAGUGGCACUAUACUGAAGGUAUUCAAUAAAGGGCAGAGCUCUUACAAGGACCCAAAUGGGAUGCAGAGCACCAGAACGCUCAACAUCGAGAACGGAGCAGAUCUGACAAAGGUGGUGGCUAAAGCUGUACGAGAGUUGGGAGAAAGGGAAGGUUCUUCACUCAAAUCCAUCGAAAGGUACCUCAGGCAGUCUCAUACAGUGGUGGAGACUCCGGAACACGACCUGAAGACUUUCCUGAGGCUGGCAACGAAGAGAGCGGUUGCCAGGAAUCUGAUCAUCCAAGAUGGUAAAUGUUUCAAGUACAACUGCAAGGUGAAACAGAGCCCCCAGGGUAAGAAGAGGAGGAAUUUGGAUGAUGAUGAGAAUGUUCCGAAGGGACCGACGUCGCUGCCGAUCUGCUCGGAAUGCCUGGGCACCGAAGCCAAAAACAAGAACGGCGUCGCCGAAAAGCUGAGCUCUUGCGAGGGAUGCGGCUCGCUCGUCCAUCUGACGUGCACCACGGCAGGUCCGGAGCUGGCCGCGCUCAUCUCGAAAGGGGGACGUUGGUUUUGCGAGGAGUGCAAGACCUGCGACGGAUGCGGUAACACCGGCGUAUCGACGUGUCUCCUCUGCUGUUGCGGCUGCGAGCGGAAGUACCACAUGGACUGUCUGGAUCCGCCCGCCGAGAAGAAGCCCAAGUGUCCUUGGAGGUGCAGGCAUUGCCUGGAGCAUCACGAUAACGGCAGGACGAGGCCGGAGAUCGCCAACAACGGAAAGAGAAGGUUGGAUAAGGUCAGAGAGAAGAAUAAGGAGAAGAAACAGAAGUUCGCCGGCACAGGGGCGCAGACGCCCAAAGGCGCGCAGCGCAAAACGACGAGGGAUACGGAUCGCACGUCGCAACCAUCCCUAUCGAGCGACGACAGCGACGACAACAACAGCGAUUACGAGGGUACGAUGUCCAAACCAACCACCACCACCACAUAUCACCCUCAACAGCCCCCCGCGCAACCGCCAUCCCAUCACGCUCCCACCAAACUCCCAACCCCCGCGAUAGAAACCGCCACAGAUCGCCUAGACACCUCCGACCGCAUGUCCAAGGAGAAACAGAAGUUCUUCCGGCUGUCGGCCUUCAACGCCGACAAAAAAAAGAACGAUAAACAGAAGGUGCAGAGUAAAACGAGCGAGGAAACUAAGAAAAAUUGCAAACAGAACGUAGACAAUAACGGCGUCGGUAGAAGGAACAACAACAACGCUAAAGAAAGCGUACAAAAUAAGGUCGCAACGCAACAAACCACGAAGAAUAACAACAAAAAAGAGUUUACGGAUGAUAAUAAUAAACAGAUAGAAACGAAAAAUUGCAGGAGAACUCAGAGGCACGUCGGUAACGACAAGGCCAAAUUGUGUCCGGUGUUGGACAGGAUCGAUCUGACGAAAAAGACGAAAAACGUCUACGACCUAUCGGAAUCUAGCACGGACGAGGAUAAGACGAAAGACGACAGUUCGUCGUCCAGUAGUUCCGAGUGCAGCAGUUCCAGUUCAAGCGACGACGACGAUUCGUCGUCGGCCAGCGAUUCGUCCGAAGACGAAGAUAAAAAGAGCCAGACUAGCGGCAUCAAGUUGCCCUCGAUGUUCAGCAGCAGGACCGGGGAGAAGACGGAAACCUUCGGCAGUAUCUGCGGCAUAAACGUGGACAAGGACGAACCGUGGGGUUUCGCCGCCGCCGCCGCCGCCAAAUUGAAAGACAAGAUCGAAACGCCCUUCGGGAAAUCCAAGGAGGCCGUCUCGGAGGUUAAGAAAGUCGUCGCGGAAAAAACGACGCAGAACAACGGAAACGCGGACAAGGGUAAGGGUCUCGGGCAACUCAAGGGACUCUUCGACGGGUUAUCGCAUCUAUUCGCCGCUCCCAGCGAGUCUAGGGCCAGUAGAUCGACGCCCAACUACAAUCCGACCAGGCGUAGGCCGAGGGAGGAGGACCAGCUCAAACCCGAAACCAGGGCCGCCUCCAGACCGGAACCCACCCGUAGAUCGAUCCAGGAAGAACCUCAGAAAACGUCCGUCAGAUCGAGACACAUAGACAAGGCCUGCUGCGAGAUCGAAGAGAUCAAGUCGAAAAAACAGAUGACGCCGUCUAACCUGGUCAAGACGGCCGUGAACUGCAAGAGGUUAGAGUCCGAAAAGAGGACGAGGCCGGUCAAGACGCUCGAGGAGUCGGACGGUGCGGUCGGACAGGGAUCUGCUACUGCGGCGGCGCUCAAAAAAUCGUCGGAGACCUCCGCUAGCCAGUGUGGAAUCGCAGGGCGUUCCAAAAAGCGGGACACGGCAAGCCAUAUCAGCUACCAGUUAACCCAGAUCGGCAACAAUCAGACGGAGGACAGACCGCCGCCACUGCCACCGGGAGUCAAUCAGAAGGACGUGGAUCUGUUCAAGGAGGCCCGAGAGAAGGCCAAUAAGAUAACGGUUAUCAACGAGGAAAAUAAUCCUCUGGCUUCGCCUUCAAUGGCCAUGGUAACGCAAGGAAGGUGUCCCGCGGCCAUCGAGUUCGGAAAAUACGAAAUAAGUACCUGGUAUUCGAGUCCGUUCCCCCAGGAAUACGCCCGUCUGCCCAAACUGUUCCUCUGCGAGUUCUGCCUGAAGUACACGAAGAGCAAAGCGGUCUUGGAACGGCACCAGGACAAGUGCACCUGGAGGCAUCCGCCGGGCACCGAGAUCUACCGCUGCUUGGACCUGUCGGUUUUCGAGGUGGACGGCAACGUGAACAAAAUAUACUGUCAGAACCUCUGCCUGUUGGCCAAACUGUUCCUCGACCACAAGACCCUCUACUACGACGUGGAACCGUUCCUGUUCUACGUGCUGACCAAGAACGACAAGAAGGGGUGUCAUCUCGUCGGUUACUUUUCGAAGGAGAAGCACUGUCAGCAGAAGUACAACGUCUCCUGCAUCAUGACGAUGCCGCAGUUCCAGAGGCAAGGCUUCGGCAGGUUCCUGAUCGAAUUCAGUUACCUAUUGUCGAAAGAAGAGGGACAACCCGGCACCCCCGAGAAACCCCUCUCCGAUCUGGGUCGGGUGUCCUAUCACGCCUACUGGAAAUCGGUGGUGCUCGAGUAUCUGGAUAAGCACAGGGACGCCAAGCUGAAACUCACCGACAUCAGCAGGGAAUCGGGCAUGUACUGUCACGACGUGGCCACCGCCUUGCAACUCCUCGGAUUCGUCAGACCCGAGCCGACGGACAAGGGCGUCGAAGUAGUCGUGAACGUCGAUUGGAAGAAGGUGGACGCGCACGCCGAACGCGUCCGAAACAGCAAGACGAGGAUAUUCAUCGACCCCGAAUGCCUGAGAUGGACGCCGCUGGUGACGAACGCGGUGAACCCCUUCAGGGACGACAAAUCGGACACGGAGAGGGAUAACAGCGUGCAAGAAACGGCCGACAUAAUCGUGCCCCAGCCGGAAAAGAUCAUAUUGGAGACGCCGGGCGUCAAACUGAAGAGGGGCAAGAAGAGGAAGAUGUCGUACGCGCCCAAAACGCCCAAGGCGCCGAAACCGGACCCCAGACCGCCGGCGGCCGCCGCUGCGGCUGAAAAAACGCCCGAGGAAGAGAUCGAACUGACCUCGUCCGGGAGGAAGAGGACGAGACCUCUCAAAUAUAACGAGACCACGUACGCGGACGUCAAGAGGGAGAACAAGAGGAGGAGGAACGACUCGUCGGCCACCGAGAAAGACUUGGAAGACGUCAGGAAGAGGUGCAAAACGGAAAUUCCGUCCAGAACUCCGAAACGCAACACGAUGAACAGCAACGCUGCUGCGGUUUUGGAGGAAACGCCCAAGACCGCGGACGAAGUCGUAUCGACGGGCGGUCGAAGAAGAAGAGGCGCUUUACAGGUAAAGGAGAAACCGGUCGGAGAGAGAUGGUCGCAAAGGAGGGCCAAGAAGUUAGAAUUAGAAGAAAAGGCCAAGGUGGAGAGUCAGUCCGAGAAAACGGAGGAAGAAACCGUAGAAGCACCCGAAGAACCGACCCAAAACAAUGAAGAGAAGGAAGAAGAUGAAUUGGAAGUUGACGAUAAACCCAAAGAAGAAGAAGAACUUUCAACGUCAACGCCACAAGUGAAGAAAAUGAGAAAGAUGAAGAAGAAACGCGGCUGGGUCAAGGGAAGACCGCGCGGUAUCAACAACACGACGACGACGAAACAGCUCACCUUGCCGGAAAUGAUGCUUGCCAAACAGAAAGAGAGCGAGAGCGAAUCUUUGAUAUCGGAAAAAUCCGACGAAGAAGAAGUCGCGCCCAAGGAGAAACCGACGUCCGAAAAACAAAUCGCCACGCCUGAAAAGGUGGAAACUGUUAGGUCGAAACCGUCCAAGGAGAAGAGGAAGAGCACGCCUAGGAUAUCGACCGAGGAGGAUUCUAGCGCGGAGGCCGACGACGAGAUGGAAAAAGACGAAUUGCCGCCCAAGGAAACCUUAUCGCCUGCCACGAAAUACAAACUGAAUAAAUUGAGUCCGACCAAAGAUAAAGAACUAAGAUCGCCGGUCAAGAGGGAAUCACCCACAACUGCCAAAGAAGAAACCGUCGAUUCGAUCCCAGCUGAAACUAAAGUUAAAACCAAGUCGCCCGUAUAUUCCACCACUUCGGAAUCGGAAACCGAGAUAGACGGUCAAAAGAUCAAGACGAUAUCCCAUAAAGAAAUCAUGAUGGACAUCGUCAAACAAUCUCCAUCCGUUGCAUCGUCCGCGGUCGCGCAACAAGCCAAAGAAGAAGUCAAAACGUCCCCGGUUCCGAUCAAAAACGAAGAACAAACUGAAAAAGUCGAGGUUGAAAAUAAACAAAAAGAAGUAGAAGUCGAAGCGGAAACGAAAUCGGACGUUAUGGAAAUCGAGAAGAAGGAGUGCAAAGUCGACGAAACAGUACCUGAAGAAGCGAACGAGAACGCGUCGACGCAACCGGUGGACAUGGAGAUCGAGCCGUGCUCGUCGAAGGAAACAAGUCCCGAACAGUCGGUCUUGGAAAACGCCUCGACGAAACAACCUGAAGAAAAACCCGAAGAAGUGAAAAGUACGGAUGCAAAUCCUCCUGUCGUUGUGAUCGAAGAUGAUUUACCAACACCUCCGCCUCAGUCGCAACCUACGGCACCGCCAGUGCAGCAGGUUCAAUCCCCGAUGCCACAACAGUUACCGCCGCAGAUUACACAAACGCAACAGGCGAACCAACCGCAACCGCAGUCGACGCAACCCACGAACCAAUCGCCGCAACCAAUUGCGCAUCAAACGCCGGUACAAGUUCCGCAACCUCCAGCGCAGCAUAAUCAACCGCAAGCGGCACAAGCCCAACAACCCAUUCCUCAGUUUUCACAACCGGCGAUGCCGCCAGUCCUCGUUCAACAGCAACAAAAACAGCAGCAGUUCGCGCCGCAACAGACGCAACCUCUAGUUUCGCAACAUAUUCCUCAAGUUCAAAAGAUCGAAGAGAGGCCUCCUGUCGAGAAGAGAGUCCAGGACGAAAGAGAAAAACAGAGAACCGAAACCGUCCCUCCGAAAGUGGACACGUCGAAAAACAAGAACGAACCUUCUUACUUCAAUGCUCCAAUGCAUCAACCGCAACAUAUGGCCUUCGGUCAACCGGAACACCCCCAUUCUGUCGCGCCCAUCAUGACUUCUAGCGCUACGCACGCGUCGACGCCCAUCAAUCCGGUAAUAUCUCAGCCGUUGCUUCCAGUGUCUCUUCCGCCCGUCCCGAUGUCUUCGCAGGCGGAGACCUAUCAUCAGAUGAAAGAACCUACCGUUCAAAACAAGCCGGAAAAAUCUCACCCUCAGCCUAAACCGACGGAAAAAGAUAACUCGAGGGAAAUGAAAGAAGCCUACCAACAUAGGCAACCAGUCGAACAUCACCACGUUCACCAGGACAGUAGGCAACAGACGGAACAGCAAAAAUACCAGUCGUCUUCCGCUAGACCCAGAGAAGAGCCUCAGAAGUCCCGACAGGAGGCUGCGCACAAGUCCAAGAGGGACGAGGAGAAGAGACACCACGCCAAAUCUCACGAAGAUAAGUCGGCGUACGACAAAACGAAGAUGCAGUUGGAGCAGGAGAAUCUCCUGGCCACUCAAUACGCCCAGUUCAACCAGUGGCAGUGGGAAAGGCUGGCCUGGGAGAAAGGCUAUCCUAUCACCGGCUACCAGAGUUAUCCGAUGUCUUUACAGUUCCCCCAUUUGGACAUGUUAUCGACGGCUACCGCCACCCCCAACACCAAACAGCAAGCGCCGGAAAAGGACAAAUCUAAAACGCACAGACACGAAUCGAAACACUCCCAACAGAGCGGUAGCGGCGCGAGCGGCAGGAAUAAAGAUAGAGAAAGAGACAAACAAUAUCCAAGAAAAGAGGAUAAAAACAAGAAAUCCGACCAGGAGCAGAACCGCCAUCAUACGGACCAAAGAUUAGACCACCAUACCGCCGUGGGAACGCACCAGUCCAAAACGAUGUCUUCCGAGAAGAACAAGGGUAAACAGGACAGGGAGGAUCCCAAGAACGACGCGGCGGACGCCCAUUCGUCCACGAAACACACCCCGCCCAUCCCGAACGCCCCGGAGAUCCCGUCGAUGGGCGUAUACACCCCCGAUUCGACCACCAAUUCCGUGCACAGUCUCCAUUACGGCCAGUGCGAUCUGGACGUCGCGCAGUUGAACCUGGAAUCGCCGGCCUCGAUAUCCAGCGAUAUGGCGUCGCAGAAUUCGGUAGAACCCAUAAGGCCGCCGUCGGAACUCACUGUGGCGCAUCAGCAGCAGCAACAACAGCAGCAGCAGCAGCAACAACAGCAGCAGCAGCAGCACGCCCCGCACAACUACGACUGCGCCGUUCAGCAUAACAUCCAGCAGGGCAACAUGCAGGUGCAGCAGGCCAGCAUACCGGCCUCCAGUCCGAACAUGGGCAGCGGGAUGCAGAUGCCGCAGCAGCAGCAGACCUCGAACAAGAGGAGCGGGGUCCAACAGCAGAGAAAUAGAUCUAGCACUCCCUCGAAGCAGCACAUGAGAGCCACCCCGCCGAGCGCCUCGCAACAACAGCACGCGGGAAGCUCCGCCAUACAGCAGAAUCGACAGAGGGCGACACCUCCGAACUCGCAACAACAGCAGCACUCUGCGAUGCAGCAGCAGGCCAGCCCGUCGGCGCAGAAUCAGUCGUUGCAGAGUUCCAUGCAACAGCAGAACGCCUCCCAGCAGUUGUCGCACGCGUCGCUCCACCACCAGGUGAUGCAUCAGGGUUACGGCCAUCAUCCGCAGCUCAGCGCGUCGCCGAUGCACCAGCAUCCUCAUCAUCACUCGGUGAUAUCCCAGUCGAAUUACAUACCGGCCAGUAGCAGUCAUCAGUUUCCGUCGCAGAGCAGUACGAACACUUACGUCAACGUGCCAAUGACCACAGUCAUACAACACCACCGGAUGAACCCGCAACAGACGGCGAUAAGUGCUUUGGCGGGUCUGGGAGGCACCCACCAGAAGUUGUCCGGUUCCCCGGCUUGCGCCGUUACGACAGGUGCCAACUUCUUCAUACAGACCAACAGCCACGGCCACGUUCACACCCCCGGUCCCAUACCAACCCCGACCCCCACGGCGUCGAUACAAGGAAAUUCCGGUCAAGGGGGAGGAGGUUCCGGCAACUCGAGUUGCAGCCUGGCCAAGCUCCAACAGCUCACCAACGGCCUCGACAUGAUCCCUCCGUCUUGCAACACCAUGACCCCGCCGCCCACGGCCAUGACCCUGACGCCCCCUCCCACCCAUCACUCCAUGACCCCGCCCCCCAGUCAUCAGAUGAUACAGAAUCAACACGUGAGAAACCUGUCCACCUCGCCGUCCGCCCUACCUCCGAACCUCCAGCAGCAGGUGUUGGGCUACCACAAGUACUACCAGACGAACAUGAACUCGAACCAGUUGGGCGGCGCGGUCACGCCCCCUAUCGGUCAGAACCUGGCCCGGUCGGGCAGGAACUCUUCGAACGUGGUGCAGCACAUGCAGACGCCCGCUAGUCGCGUGUCGCCCAACGUCACUCUGAACACCAACAUGAUGUACAACUCCCUGAACAAUUACCGCAUGGCGGCGCAGCAGGCGCCAGGGACAGUGACGGGCUACAUAACGAACACGGCGGCCGGUUUCAUCAGCAAUCCGCAGAUACCGAUGCAGAUGGGCGUGAUGAACAUGGCGCAGACGCAGUAUCAGGAUCCCGCGGCUAUACAGAGGGCCGCGCAACAGAACACCAUGUAUACCUACGGUUACAUCAACGGCGGUCUGAUGUCCCAGUUGAACGGUACGAUGAGACGAUAAACUUCGGCGUGAGACAGGGUGUUCAACCAGGGGUGCCCAUUAGGAGUUUACAUAAAAAAAUAUAUAUGUAAGUGAUUUGUUUUAGUGAGAAAGUAGGCCGAUAAACCUUUUUGAAAUGUUUCAUGAUGAAUCCUUGCAUCUGUCUAAUGUUUUCGUACAAAAUUUCAAACAGGUCCGGUAAACUUCUAUUGGGCAUUCCGGUGGGAGCACACCGUGUAGAUGAUGGAAUUGUAGAAAAAUAUUAUUUGUACACAUUAUCGGAUUGUGUGAACAUAAGUAGCAAAGGUGAUUGCACCAAUUUAAAGGACAUCAUUGAUUUUGAAAUAAAGAUUGAUAUUUGCUCGUGUUCACCGAUCUACGAAACCACUGUAAAUAAAACGAAUUAAAGCUCAAAAGACAAACGUAUUGUUAGAAUUAUAUUAAACCCUAAUCAUUCAUGUAUAUAAAAUACUCUCUUGAACUUUAAUUCGAUACUGUACAUUUUUCAAAAGCCGGUUUCAUUUUUUCGGUUGAAUCGUUUAUGAAAUUUGUAUUGCGGACAAAUCAUAUUUGGGACGUGGGAGACUUGUCCUGACAUAGUUUACCCCGAACCAAUGAUAAUAUUUGGCAUUUAUAACGAUGAACUGAUCGAUGAAAUUCUUGUAAAUAGGUAUUUUGCUUUAGUCUUUUUUAUAAUUGGUACGAUUCAGAUUUGAACAGCGUCGACUCGAAUGUGAGCUUAGUUGAAGUGAAAAUUUGCCUUAUCGAUGUUAAUCCACAUUGUAUGUAUUGGAAAAAUAGUUACGUUUAAACGAAACGGCUGUGCAAGCUUUUUUGUACAUAUUUUGGACGUUAGAUACGUUGAUUUCAGUGAUGCACUAUGAGAUUUGUUGAUUAUAUCCAGGUUACCUGGUUGAACUUGUUUUUCUUUUGUAUCUGGAUUCGGAUUGGUUCCGUAGCAUUAUUGUAACUCGUUUCGAAGAUGUUUAGAUUUUAGUAAGUUACAAAAGGAUGAUAUGAAUGUAAUCGGGAAUCCACGUUUGUAUGAUAUACUUUUAGCAUAUACCUACUUUUCAGAGUGAAAGUAUUUAUUUAUUUGAUACACAUUGUAAAUAUUUGUGAAUAGUUAUUAAAAAGAACUUAUAUAAAAUAUAGGGACAAGGUUUUAUCCAUUAUAGUUGAGAUUUUUCUAUUAUCUAUGUUCCAGCAAAUUUGUUUUUUUAUUAAUUUUUGAGGUAACAAAGGACAAAUUGAAGACUAGUUCUUAAUUUGUUUGUUUUGUAUAAUAGCACUUUAGAUUUGUUAGAAUGUUUUGUUUACCUCAGUUCUUUGUAUAUCACCAAUCCACACAAUAUAAAAGAUGUUAGUUUUCAAA
This is a messenger RNA of Coccinella septempunctata (seven-spotted ladybird), 10332 nucleotides long. RefSeq names its product histone acetyltransferase KAT6B-like. The transcript has 10 exons. NCBI's taxonomy places the organism in Eukaryota, Metazoa, Arthropoda, Insecta, Coleoptera, Coccinellidae. Gene Ontology annotation, biological process: nucleosome assembly; regulation of DNA-templated transcription. The coding region runs from base 528 to 8978 and encodes 2816 amino acids. Gene Ontology annotation, molecular function: histone acetyltransferase activity; DNA binding. Gene Ontology annotation, cellular component: MOZ/MORF histone acetyltransferase complex; nucleosome. The record is from RefSeq and is a predicted model, not a curated record.